UUUUUUUGCCGCCGCCGUGUGCCGGCGCGGGGCUGGCUUCUCCUUUUGAGCGUCUCCAUCCCCCGGCGGAGGUUAUGAUGGUGCAUUGUGCGGGCUGCGAGAGGCCGAUUUUGGACCGGUUCCUAUUGAACGUCUUGGACAGGGCAUGGCACAUCAAAUGCGUCCAGUGCUGCGAGUGCAAGUGCAACCUGACCGAGAAAUGCUUCUCCAGGGAAGGGAAACUCUACUGCAAAAAUGACUUUUUCAGGAGGUUUGGUACCAAAUGCGCCGGCUGCUCCCAAGGGAUCUCUCCCAGCGACCUCGUCCGGAAAGCCCGGAAUAAAGUCUUUCACCUGAACUGUUUCACCUGCAUGGUCUGCAACAAGCAGCUCUCCACGGGCGAGGAACUCUAUAUCAUCGACGAAAACAAAUUUGUUUGCAAAGAGGAUUAUUUGAACUCUCCCAGUUUGAAGGAAGGCAGCCUCAACUCAGGUACGAGCUGCUCAGCCCGCCCACCGCUCCGUCGGUUCCUCCCGGCCGGGCAGGAGGUUCGGAUUUGGG
Molecule: messenger RNA, 540 nt
Organism: Cyanistes caeruleus (blue tit)
Lineage: Eukaryota; Metazoa; Chordata; Aves; Passeriformes; Paridae
Source: RefSeq, a predicted model, not a curated record